Messenger RNA from Anas platyrhynchos (mallard), 2891 nucleotides. RefSeq names its product cyclic GMP-AMP synthase (gene CGAS). Gene Ontology annotation, biological process: positive regulation of defense response to virus by host; positive regulation of type I interferon production; cellular response to exogenous dsRNA. Gene Ontology annotation, cellular component: cytosol; site of double-strand break; nucleus. The record is from RefSeq and is a predicted model, not a curated record. Lineage: Eukaryota; Metazoa; Chordata; Aves; Anseriformes; Anatidae. Gene Ontology annotation, molecular function: 2',3'-cyclic GMP-AMP synthase activity; chromatin binding; double-stranded DNA binding.
AUGGAGGGCCCCGGGGAGCGGCGGCAGCGGGCGGUGCGGAGCAAGGGGAGCGCCGGGCGCGGCUCCUCCGGCGGCGGCGAGCCGAGGGAGAGGGAGGGCGGCCCCGCGGGCAGCGGGCGCGGCCGCCCCGCCAGGGCAGCCCCGGGAGGAGGGAGGCGGCCGGGGGGCUCCGCGGAGAGCGGCGGGGAAGCGGCGGUGGCGGUGCCCCCGCUGAGGCUGCGGGCGGUGCUGUCGCAGCUCAGCCUGGGCCGGAGGGACGUGUCCGAGGCGUCGGGGCUGGUGAACCAGGUGGUGUCGCACCUCAUCCAGGCCAUCCGCGGCAGGGACGGCGGCUUCGGCACCAUCAGCAGGCUGGGAGCCGGCAGCUACUACGAGCGCGUCAAGAUAUCUGAGCCAAACGAGUUUGAUAUCAUGCUUGUAAUGCCUAUCGCGAGGAUUCAGCUAGAUGAGUGUGAUGACACUGGAGCCUAUUAUUAUCUAACGUUCAAAAGAAACCCAAAGGAAAAGUAUUUGAACAGGUUUUUAGAUGAAGACGGAAAAUUAUCAGCCGAUAAAAUGCUUACAGCACUAAGAAAAAUUAUUAAAGAAGAAGUAAAAAACAUUAAAGAUGUGGAAGUAACUGUGAAAAGGAGAAAGGCUAGAAGUCCUGCAAUAACUCUACUGAUCAAAAACUCUUCAGCAGAAAUAUCAGUGGACAUCAUCUUGGCUUUGGAAGUUCAGCAGAGCUGGCCUCCCAGCACUCAGGACGGCCUCAACAUUGAACGGUGGCUAGGAAGAAAAGUCAGGAGAGAGCUCAGAAAUAAACCGAUUUAUUUAGUAGCCAAGCAAAACAAAAAAGAAAAGGUUCCAAGAGGAAACACCUGGCGAAUCUCUUUCUCACAUAUUGAAAAGGCCAUGAUGAACAACCAUGGCAGCAUAAAGACAUGCUGUGAAACCGAUGGAGCAAAAUGUUGUAGGAAAGAUUGUCUCAAACUUCUGAAGUAUCUUCUAGAGAAACUUAAAAUGAAAUACACAAAAGAAUUGGAAAAAUUUUGUUCCUAUCAUGUCAAAACCGCCUUUUUUCACUCAUGUGUCAUUUGGCCAAAUGACACAGACUGGCAGUACGAAAACCUGGAACACUGUUUUCAGAAUUACUUGGGGUAUUUUCUGCGUUGUCUGCAAGAUUCUCAGCUGCCGCACUUUUUUAUUCCCCAAUACAACUUGCUCAGUCCGGAUGACAAAGCAAGCAACCAUUUCCUUUCCAGACAAAUAAAUGAUCAAUUGAACAACAGAUUCCCAAUAUUUCAGCAGGGAUAUUAAAAAAGUUAUGUACAGUAACUACCUGAAAGCAAAUCAAGUAGAUUUGCGUAUUGUAAAAUGUGUUUAACACCUCAAGCUACGUCUCAGUAGUUUGAUACUAUCAAAAAACAACACCAAACCCUUAAAAGAAACUGGAAAUUUUAAUUAAUAUUUGAUAGAGUUAUGAAGGCAACCUGACUGUAAUGUGAAAAAUCCCAACAUGAGAUGACUGCUAAACACAGAAGAAAACAUGCACCAGCUUGGAAACUUGAGAACUUGACCUUCAACCUAACAACAGCCUGGGACCAAAGGCCAUCCCUGAAAUGUGGCUGAAUAGCUCAUACCAGUCAUCAUUGUUACACCUAUACAUACAUUAUAUAUAUUUACAUUAUAUAGAUGGGUACAUAUAUAUGUACAUAUACAUACAUAUUACAUAUAUCCUACAAGAAACUGAGCUGCUUAAGCACAUGCAGAGAAAAGCAAUGAAGCUGGUGAAGGGACUGGAAGACAGGACUUCUGAGGGGAGACCUCAUCACUCUACAACUGCCUGAAAGGAGGCUGCAGUGAGGAGGGUGUUGGCCUCUUUUCUCUCAGCUGAGAGGGUCAGUUCUCUCCAAUGUUUUUAUACGACUUGGACACAGGACUUGCAUGCACACCGAGUUUGCUGAUGAUGGAAGAGCUAUGAGGAGCUGUUGCUCCCUUGAAGACAGAAGCACCUUGCAGAGAGAUCUUGACUAGAGAGCUGGGCAAUGACCAAGCACAUGAAGCUCAACAAGAGCAAGUGCCAGAUUUGGCUACCUGGGACAGGGCAAUCCUGGACAGACCUGUUCUUUGCAUAGAAUCUUUAAGGUUGGAAACGACAUUCAAGAUCAUCUGGUCCAACCAUCCCCCUACCGCCAAUGUCACCCACUAAACCAUGUCCCUAAGCACCACGUCCAACCUUUCCUUAACACCCCCAGGGUGUAACACCCUGAACAGUGUUAAGGACAGUGACUCCACCACGUCCCUGGGCAACCCGUCCCAAUGCCUGACUGCUCUUUUUGAGAAAGAGCAUCUCAGAAAUUCCAGUCUGAACCUCCCCAGUGCAACCUGAGGCCAUUCCCUCUAGUUCUAUCACUAGUUACUUGUGAGAAGAGGCCCAGCUCCCCACCCCUUCCUUUCAGGUAGCUGUAGAGAGCAAUAAGGUCUCCCCUGAGCCUCCUCUUCUCCAGACUAAACACCGCCAGUUCCCUCAUAGGACUUGUGUUCCAGGCCCUUCAUCAGCUUCGUGGCCUUUUGUAGCUGGGGGAUGAGAGGCUGAAGAGCAGCCUCGCAGAAGGGGAUGGGGGGGUUCUGGUUGAUAGCACAUAUCACUCUGCUGCUAUAGUACUGACUUUCCUACCUCAAAUCACUUUUCUACUUGUAAUUGCUGCUACUGUUAAUUAGUACUGUAUCCUUAGUAUUUGUUACAUAUAUACACAAAUACUUGUGCCUUAGUGAUAACUCUAAUAUAUACAUAGAUAAAAGCUCUUUGCCUUAUUAAUCAUAGUAUUAUUGCUAGUAGUAUUGCUAGUAGUGAUUUGCAGUACUUUAUAAUAAAGUAACAAUCUUUAAUAAACAAAGACUCCCAAGUC